AUGUCGCGUGUUCUGUGUGACCGGUCGCAGCCGUACCAAGCAGUGCGAAGAGCUUCUUUCGUCAAAACCAGGCGGAGCCAUCUGAAGCGUCGCUACGACGCGAAAACACCGCUAAGAACGAAGGGACGGCCACAGAAAACUGCCUCACAGCAGUCUUUAGAACGAGAGAGUGCGAAAAACGAAGAGUGCGGCAGGCGAGAGAGCACAUCGCAAAUGAGAGACGGAGGAAGGAGAUAGUACAGGAAAAUGAGAGGGCGGUUAGCGUUCCCUCUGCCCUCUCAAUUCACUGACGACGAGAGAGUGCAAAAGGGGCGGAGAGUAGGCAGAGGGGUAGCGUAAAAAGGGGAUUCGAUUCUCUCCGCCGCAAAAGGCUCAGUCAGCUGGGUUCGUCUGGUGUUGAGCGGUCGGUCGAUUCGGUCGUAUUGUUAUUGGAGGUAUAAAUGUUGGGAUAAGAUAGUAGAGGGUUGUAAAAUGGGUUUACCAAAGUUUCAUAGGCUUAUUUUAAGGUUUAGCAUUGAUUUGGGGGAGUUUUGUUCGAAAAAGCGUGACAUUUUCUAGUUUUCCUGAAAAUUCGGAGAUUUCAUCAUUUUUUCGUUAUUGAUUCAUCGAAAUAUGGGUGGGGAAAGUUGAUAACAAGUAUAUAAGGGGUUUAUAUUGUUCAUUUGAUUGUUAUAGUGGUUUAGUUUUGUUGUGCGGGCUCCAGAUAUUGUUUUAGAUAGAUUGUAUUAGGAAACAUUGAUUAUUGCUUUGAAUUUUAGGAGUAAAUUAGAUUUUUUGGAUAAAAAGUUUUAAAAGAUAUCAUUUAUGUUAUAUUCAAGUUUUAGGUUGAUAUUUCCUUGCUUUUUGUAUUAUUUUAGACGACAUUUUUGUGAUUCACUAUAACAAUAUCGCGAUAUUGAUUUUUUCCUGUUCCAACUAUUAACCUCAACUUUUUCAGUUCCGAAUCAAAUUUACUGCGCUGAAAAUGCAAAUUUUCGUCAAAACCCUAACCGGCAAGACCAUCACCUUGGAGGUGGAAGGCAGCGAUACUAUCGAGAAUGUCAAGGCCAAGAUCCAGGACAAGGAAGGCAUUCCCCCAGAUCAACAACGUCUGAUCUUCGCUGGAAAGCAACUGGAGGAUGGUCGCACCUUGAGCGACUACAACAUCCAAAAGGAGUCGACCUUGCACUUGGUUCUUCGUCUGAGAGGAGGUAUGCAAAUCUUCGUCAAGACCUUGACUGGAAAGACCAUCACCUUGGAAGUUGAGGCUUCUGACACCAUCGAGAACGUCAAGGCCAAAAUCCAAGACAAGGAAGGAAUCCCACCAGACCAACAACGUCUGAUCUUUGCUGGUAAGUUCAAUUUUUUGAUUGUUUUUGUGAUUUUAGGGCUAAAUCGGCUAGUUUAUGGAAUUGAAGUAGUUUUUAGUUUCCUAGGCUAUAGAGUAGUUUGCUCUCAGGUUAAUGAAUGUUUUAAGAUACUUUAAGACUUGAACAAUAUUAAUUUUACCAUCUUUUAGGCAAGCAAUUGGAAGAUGGUCGUACUUUGUCCGACUACAACAUCCAAAAGGAGUCCACCCUUCACUUGGUUCUUCGUCUUCGUGGAGGUAUGCAAAUCUUCGUCAAGACCUUGACUGGAAAGACCAUCACUCUCGAAGUCGAAGCCUCAGACACCAUCGAAAACGUGAAGGCCAAGAUCCAAGACAAGGAAGGAAUCCCACCAGACCAACAAAGAUUGAUCUUCGCUGGAAAGCAAUUGGAAGAUGGAAGAACCCUUUCGGACUACAACAUCCAGAAGGAGUCCACCCUCCACUUGGUCCUCCGUCUUCGUGGUGGAAUGCAGAUCUUCGUCAAGACUCUCACUGGUAAAACCAUCACCUUGGAAGUCGAGGCUUCUGACACCAUUGAAAAUGUCAAGGCCAAGAUUCAGGAUAAGGAAGGUAUCCCUCCAGACCAACAGAGAUUGAUCUUUGCUGGUAAGUUUUGAAGUUUUUAGUUAAAUUAGUGAAGACAAUUCGUUUUUAAGAUAUUAUUGGCGUAAAAUAGCUAUUUUUGAUUUUGUCAAUCUAUUUUUUGAAUUGUUAUUAUAAACUAGGCCUAAAGUUUAAUUUUUUAGAACUUAAAUCUAAUUUUCUGUAUUUCAGGUAAACAAUUGGAAGAUGGCCGCACCUUGUCCGACUACAACAUCCAAAAAGAAUCCACCCUUCACUUGGUUCUCAGACUCCGUGGUGGUAUGCAAAUUUUCGUCAAAACUUUGACUGGAAAGACCAUUACCCUCGAAGUCGAAGCCUCAGACACCAUUGAGAACGUCAAGGCCAAGAUCCAAGACAAAGAAGGCAUCCCACCAGACCAACAACGUCUCAUCUUCGCCGGAAAACAACUGGAAGACGGUCGCACACUAUCGGACUACAACAUUCAGAAGGAAUCUACUCUCCACUUGGUCCUUCGGCUUCGUGGAGGUAUGCAGAUCUUCGUCAAAACACUAACCGGAAAAACGAUCACAUUGGAAGUGGAGGCAUCGGACACGAUUGAAAACGUUAAGGCCAAGAUUCAAGACAAAGAAGGUAUCCCACCAGACCAGCAACGUCUGAUCUUUGCCGGAAAGCAAUUGGAAGAUGGAAGAACUUUGUCUGACUACAACAUUCAGAAGGAAUCUACAUUGCACUUGGUGCUCCGAUUGAGAGGUGGAAUGCAAAUCUUCGUCAAGACUCUCACUGGCAAAACCAUCACCCUUGAAGUCGAAGCCUCAGACACGAUCGAAAACGUGAAGGCCAAGAUUCAAGACAAAGAAGGAAUCCCACCAGACCAACAGAGGUUGAUCUUCGCCGGAAAACAGCUGGAAGAUGGAAGAACCCUCUCGGACUACAACAUCCAGAAGGAGUCCACCCUCCACUUGGUCCUCCGUCUUCGUGGAGGUAUGCAGAUCUUCGUUAAGACGUUGACCGGCAAAACCAUCACCUUGGAAGUCGAAGCCUCAGACACCAUUGAGAAUGUCAAGGCCAAGAUCCAAGACAAGGAAGGCAUUCCCCCAGACCAACAACGUCUCAUCUUUGCCGGCAAACAACUCGAAGAUGGCCGCACUUUGUCCGACUACAACAUCCAAAAGGAAUCCACUCUUCACUUGGUCCUCCGUCUUCGUGGUGGCCAAUAA
Messenger RNA from Bursaphelenchus okinawaensis, 3129 nucleotides. The record is from the annotation of a GenBank genome assembly. Lineage: Eukaryota; Metazoa; Nematoda; Chromadorea; Rhabditida; Aphelenchoididae.